AUGAUUGGAUUUCCUGUAGAAAAUCUGAUCAGUGACCCGAUUGGUGGAGUCAUCUCUUUGAGAAGAUACAGUACCCCUUCUCUUCUGGAAUGCCAGGAUCCUAUAGUCGAUAAUGUACUGAAGGUCAUCAGAAGUAAACUACCACUGUCGGAGCCUCUUCAUAUCAGUUUGGUCAGAAUUUUCCAAAGAAUGGAAGGUGUUACUUUGUUGAAAGUCGUUACUCUUGAAAAGUCAAUCUUACCGUUUGUUGACAACUACUUCAAACAAUUAUGUAUCACGCACCGGAUCCCAAUUCCAAAUCCAUGGAAGCCACACUUCUAUUACUUUGCCACUUGUUACCUCAAGACAAUCAACCGUCCAUUGAAGAAAUGGGAGCAAAACUUGAUGAUUUUGAAAAUGUCAUCGAUUGCUGGAAAUAAUGACAAUCUUUCAGGCGGAUAUUCUACAACACUGGUAAAUAACUCAAGUCCGCUAACCACCGCGAGCGACGGGGACAGUUCAACACAAAAGAAAAGACAUGCAACAGUCAGUACUGACACAUAUUCUAUCAAUCCCAAUCCAACAAACCUCAAGGAAGUCAGCGUUCAGAUGGCUAAGAAUUUGUCGAAAGUCCGAGAAAUCAAAUUGAAACAACCAAAACCCCGAUUCUCGGCAAAACUAUCCAAGUAUAGAAGAAUGAGUGCUCAUAACUGA
Caenorhabditis remanei is the source of this 693-nucleotide messenger RNA. RefSeq lists its product as uncharacterized. The transcript has 6 exons. NCBI's taxonomy places the organism in Eukaryota, Metazoa, Nematoda, Chromadorea, Rhabditida, Rhabditidae. The record is from RefSeq and is a predicted model, not a curated record. Bases 1 to 693 code for a protein of 230 amino acids.